AACCAUUAAUACCAUGCGCUCCUAGUAUAGCCACACACUCCUUUAUCAUCCCAGAGUUUCGCUUCAGAGCGUCUAGGUUCACUACAAACGCCCACCAUGUCCGGCGCUCGCCCACUCCUUUCCAACCGCGCCUCCUCGGACAUAAGCGGGGAUCGCGACAUGGCAGAGGAAGACGCCCUUCUUACCGGCCGUCGCACUGGACACACAGAGAAGGGCGGAUCGCGGCCAUGGAAGUUCUGGCGCGAGAUAGGCCUUUUUGUAUGGGCUGUCAUCGCAACCGCCGCCGUCGUCAUCCUCGCCGUCAUCUUCCAGCAGUCCAACGCCGACUCCCAAACGCCCAAGGCGAGCGGGAAGAGGAACCUGAUUUUCAUGGUCUCAGAUGGCAUGGGUCCCACGUCACUAUCCCUUACACGGUCUUAUAUGCAAUUCAAGAACGGUGCGCCGUUCAGUGAGCAGCUGGUCAUCGACCAACAUCUCAUCGGCCAGUCGCGCACACGCAGCUCUUCCUCGCUCAUUACCGAUUCCGCAGCCGGUGCGACAGCCUUUUCAUGCGCACAGAAGAGCUACAAUGGAGCCAUCUCAGUCACACCUGACCAUGAGCCAUGUGGCACCGUAUUGGAAGCAGCCAAGAAGGCUGGUUACAUGACGGGGCUCGUGGUCACGACACGCAUCACAGAUGCAACACCUGCAUGCUUUGCGGCACAUGUCAACAUGCGCUCAGAGGAGGACCGUAUUGCCGAGCAGAUGAUCGGAGAACAUCCGCUGGGCCGUGUUGUGGAUCUCAUGUUUGGCGGCGGAAGAUGCCACUUCCUUCCCAACUCGACCAUUGACUCGAGCUGUCGUGCAGACGGCAAGGACGUCAUUGGCUUGGCCAAGAAGAAUGGCUUCAGCUACAUCUCUGACCGCGCUGGUUUCAACAAGCUCAAGCAGGGAGCGAAUGUUGACAUGCCCAUGCUGGGACUCUUCGCCGAUACAGACAUUCCGUAUGAAAUUGACCGUCGCAACGAGAACGAUAUCUACCCCAGUCUGCACGAGAUGGCCGAGGCGGCCAUGCGCGCUCUGAGUGAUGCUACGCGGGACAGUGACAAGGGUUUCUUCCUAAUGAUUGAAGGCUCGAGAAUCGACCAUGCAGGCCACCACAAUGACCCUGCAGCCCAAGUGCACGAAGUACUUGCCUACGACCGAGCCUUCAACAGCGUACUCGACUUCAUCAAGCGCGAAAAGACACAGACGGUCAUGGUAUCUACAUCGGACCACGAGACGGGUGGUCUGGCUGUUGCGCGCCAACUUCACACGUCCUACCCAGAGUACGCAUGGUACCCCUCUCCGCUCGCAAACGCCUCUCACUCCGCCGAACGCCUCGCCCUCCUGUACGCCAAACACCUUCUGAGCGGUCCCACGCCUGAUCAAAAAGCCGACUUCGUCCGGGACUCCAUUAGCACCGGACUCGGCAUCAACGACUAUACCGACGAAGAAGUGCAGAACCUGGUCAAGACGCCCGACACAGCUCUAUACCAAUACGCAGACAUGAUGUCGCGGCGCAGUCAAACCGGCUGGUCGACACACGGCCACAGCGGCGCAGACGUGAAUAUCUACUCGUCGGAUCCCAAAGCUGCUUCCGCGCUUGUGGGUAACCACGAGAAUACUGAAGUUGGCGAUUUCCUCCGCGACUACUUGGCUGUGGAUGUGGAGGCGAUUACCAAGGAACUUUUGCAAAAGGGCAAGGGCUUCAUGGUGCAGAUGGUCAAUGAUACCGAGAUUAGCUGGAUUGGAAAGGUGCCCGUCGACGGAGAGAGGUUAGAUGGACAGACGCAUUUGGCGAGUUACUCGGGGGAUCACAAGAAGAGAAAUCUGGGCUCAGUGCAUGGUGACGAUUGUGGAUGCGGGCAUUGAGUUAACAGGGCGUAUACAUUUGCACUGAUAUCAUUUAGCGAUUUUGUCUGCUGGAUUGCUCCGAAUGGCGUUUUGGUUUCUUGCUAGGAUAUUCUCAGGCUGUUUUUACACAUAGGGAUGAGACUACUAGCACGGCGUUUUGCUAUGCUGGAUUUACAAUCAAUUUCUUGUUACCGU
Messenger RNA from Pyrenophora tritici-repentis Pt-1C-BFP, 2070 nucleotides. Its product is annotated as PhoA, Alkaline phosphatase. Gene Ontology annotation, molecular function: alkaline phosphatase activity. Lineage: Eukaryota; Fungi; Ascomycota; Dothideomycetes; Pleosporales; Pleosporaceae. Gene Ontology annotation, biological process: dephosphorylation. The record is from RefSeq and is a predicted model, not a curated record. Gene Ontology annotation, cellular component: fungal-type vacuole membrane.